CCCAGUAACUUCGUCAUCGUCAUCGUCUGGUUUCAUUCCAGUCUCCUCUGGAUCUAAACGAGAGCUUCGGAGUCGAGGGUCUGAUUUCAUUCUAUCUCCAGUUUGCGCCAUUGCUAUCAGGAUCGUAAAUGACGGCGAGAGCUAUAAUGAACCUCCGGAGCAUUCUAAUUGCCUCCGCCGUCUUCCGGCUGGUUCUGAUUCUGUACGGGGAGUGGCAGGACGCCCACAUGGAAGUUCGAUACACCGACGUCGAUUACCUCGUCUUCUCCGAUGCAGCUUCGUUAAUGGCUUCUGGGUCUUCUCCUUACAAGAGAACAACUUACCGCUACUCCCCUUUGCUCGCUUUUCUUCUGAUUCCCAACUCUUUUCUGCACCGCGCAUGGGGGAAAUUCAUCUUCUCUGCUUCAGGUGUGAAAAAAGUUUCCGAAUUUGAUCCAGUUUUGAAUCGCAGCUAACAUUUCAUGUUUAGGGUUUAGGGAGAUAGUUAUCAAGUUGGAAUCUUUAAAAAGUUCUCGAUUUCCCCUCUUGAAGAGUAGCUGACUGGCGUUCAAUUGACCUUGUUCUCUUUGCUGUUUAUUGGUACGAUUAUUGAAUGGGUAUCUUGAAAUGUUGCCUGCAGAUCUUCUAGUUGGCUACUUCAUAUACAAGAUUUUGAAGCAACGUAAAGUGGCUGAGGAUCUAUGCUUAUACUCAGUAAUGGUAUGGCUCCUCAAUCCAUUUACCUUCACCAUUGGAACCCGUGGCAACUGUGAGCCCAUUGUUUGUGCCAUGAUUUUGUGGAUCCUUAUCUGUCUGAUGAAUGGUAUAUUUUCCUACUUCUGUAUUCCUGUCUUCACAUUAGAAUUGAAUAAUCAUUUUGCCAAUCAGAGUUGUGUUCUUGACAAUGUGUCUCUACACUCUGUUGAGGCUGUUUUAAUCUCAUCAAUAUUUUUGCUCAGCUGUAGUUGUAAACAGAGAAAUUUUAUGUUUCAUCACCUGUUUGUUGUAGUAAAUUAUCCGAGUUACGGAAGUUUCUUCUAGUUAUCGUCAUGUUCUUGCUUGAUAUAAAGCAAAACUGACUUAAGUUUGUUUCUCUAGUUACAAAGCUACUAACUAGAUUCUUAUGGUGUCUUAGAUAUCUUGUAGCAUAUGUGAUUCGGCAUUUAGGUUUAACCUACAUUUCAGUUAUAGUGCUUGGUAGCGCAGGACAAGGCAGUGAAAUUCUUGUUGGUGUUCGUUUUGCUGCAUCUAAAUUCGAUUAUGUUCUUCCACUGUACAGGUAAAAUAAUCCAAGCAGCAGUUUGGUAUGGACUUGUAGUUCAUUUCAGAAUCUAUCCCAUAAUCUAUGCCCUGCCAAUCAUUGUGGUUCUUGAUCCACGUUACGUCCAACUUGGAAAGAAGCCUCUCCUUGUGAACUGGAAAUCGAACACCCAAAAGCCAUCAUCUCAAAGCAGCGAGGAAGCAUCUACCCGAUACAACCUAUGGACAGCAGCAAAAUCCAUGUUUUCCAGAGAGCGAAUACUGUUCGGCCUAGUCUCCGGAGGCAUCUUCUUCCUAUGCACCGGCCUUUUCUUCCAUCUAUACAAAUGGGAGUUCUUGAACGAAGCACUGUUGUACCAUCUCACUCGUGCAGACCCAAGGCACAACUUCUCCAUCUACUUCUACCACAUAUAUCUCCACUAUGGCCACCAGCUUUCCCUGGUGGAAAAGCUCAUCUCUUUCUUGCCUCAGUCGAUGGUGCAACUAGUUCUCAUAUCAAGCUUUGCCCAAGACCUCCCGUUCUGCUUCUUCCUGCAGACGGUGGCCUUUGUCGCGUUCAACAAGGUAAUCACGGCACAGUAUUUCGUCUGGUUCUUUUGCCUGCUGCCUUUAAUCUUGCCGUGGAGCGACAUGAAGCUGAGAUGGGAAGGGUUGAGCUGUGUCGGGUUGUGGAUGGGAGCUCAAUUGCACUGGCUGUUGUGGGGUUACUUGCUCGAGUUCAGAGGCCAGAACGUAUUUCUUCAGCUCUGGAUGGCGAGCUUGGUUUUCCUUUUGGCGAAUGCUGCCGUUAUGGCUGUGUUCAUUCGACGACAGGGGUGUUCUCCGAUCUUCUUGCAGAUGAAGGUGAGAGAUGCCAAGGGUGGAGUCAAGUCUGAAUGAACAGAAAGAGAUGAUGCUUUAUAAUGGUCAUGUUUUGCCUUGCAAUAUUUCCACCCUCAAAGUUGUGAACUUUUGGACUGUUUGUCCAACGUGUAAACCAGCAAUUUCACUCUUCCAGAUGUCUUCUUCCUGUUCAAUCCACAUCAUCAGUCACUUCCAUAAUUGUCCAAUUAAGAGACUACGAGGCUGCUGAUGUGGCUAUAUGCUGGUAAAAUAUCACCAUCAGCUGCCCACGUCAGCUCCACCGCCUCCAUAAACGACAGAAGAGAAACAAAGGGAUGAUGAAAUGGAUAUGCUUCUGUUGCCGGCCCAAUCAUAUGCAGUAAAUUCCAAAUGCUUAGAUCAUCUGCAAUCCACUUUUGAAUUCUUGUAUCAGAGAAUGCAGUCACAGAUUGCUGACGCAGAUGAUGAUCUUAUGGCAAUCAAACUGAAAUAACACUAAAAUAUAUAUGAGCACAAUUUCCACGCGAAGCUUAUUAAUGGCGGCUGGCAAGACCAAAUCUAACGAACAAUCUGCCAGGAUCUGCUAGUUAAAUGUCUUUUUCUGUAUGGGUUUUUUGGGCAGAGUCAUAUCCGCCGACGGGCAGUAGCAUUCAUAGCAGCUGAGAUUGUGAUAAGCAAAAGGAACCAUAGUCGAAGGCAAAGCCAGAGAAACCAAAAACAGAAUCUUCAGCGUAUCUAAUGUCUUAUCUAGCAAUUAUCUGCUAACUGUGAUAAUUUGUCCCGUCUGGUAGAUAGCUUGACUGCAGAAUCGUACGUAUUAAGUUGUUUGUCGCGCGAUCAAGCAAAGAUUAGCCAAGCGUAUCACCAACCAACCAUCGAUAAGAUUUGCAUGUGGGCCUAACUAAUUAGCACUGGGUCGAAAGAGGCUAAGAGAGUCAGAAGCAAGCACGUCUCGUUUGCUAUUACUAGCUCCUGAGCUAGAGGAGGGUUGGGCUUUGGCCUGGGGAGGCCCUCUCCUAAAUCCACAACUGGGUAGUUGAAGGUUAGUAAGCAGACAUUGAACCAGGUUCGACCAUAGCUGACCAUCUUAUAGGAGUUUGCGCAAGGUCGAUUCAUCAGCUUUAAAACCAAAUUCUUCCAGAUAAAAUCACAAUUUGGUCGGCUUCAGCGCUUUGACAGACCAACCGAGUCAGCCAAACUCUUUCUACCUCUGCUCUCCCCGCAAACACUUCCUCUCUCUAACAACUUUCGACCGCACAAUUUCAAGUUGUCUCGACCUCGACCGCUCGAACGUAACGUCGACUCACUUGCUUGACAGAGUACAAGGUCGGGGAUAUCAUUAUGACAGCCCUCAUAUACAGUCAAGCGCCAACGAACAUCGCCCUCGUUGUUUAAGAAAAUACAACAUACAAAACUUUAUAAUAAUAAAAAACUUCUAAGAGAGAAAUUGGAGGAGGAUUGAGUUUCCCAUUGGCAUAUCAUGAUGAUAAUGAAUGAUCAAGGGAACUUUGGAUGGGUGGGUAGCAGCCAAGGGGAAAAAAGGAAGUGAAGUGUGAAAUUGAUGUUUGUCGUCUGUUGGCAUGAUAUGUGUGGACAGAAUGAAUGAGUAUGCACAGCACUAUCUUACAGCAUCCAACAAUGGGAGAACAAUGCAAUGAACAGAGUAAGUGAAUAACAACACAUCAUUCUGUUUAACCUAACGAGAGAGGGGGAAAAAAGUCAAGAUUGUCAUGCCUCUAAGGAGAAGCUUACCACUUUGACAAAUCUCUUGCAAUUAUAGCACAGAGGAUUUUGCUGCAAAAACCCUAAUGGGCAGAGUCUUGUCGAUCGGCUUUCUUUCGGGCACCUUCAUUUUGGUAGUGUAAUGGUGACUAAUGCAAGAAGUACGUUUCUGGUUUGGCAUCUGGUCGACAUAUGUGUUUGGUUUGGAAACAAGCACCAUUGUGUGGGUGAAAACUCAUGAUGGGUAAUUUUUUGUGGUGGCAAGCCAACUAUUUACCAAAUGGUUAAAAACCUUGAAUUAAACGGUAUGAUUCGACCUGAUGUCGCGAAUGUAAGGGUGGACGUCGAUCAAUUCGGACUAGAACGGAUCCAAUUAAGAUUAGACCGAAAUAAGAUUGAAGGAAAAAUUAACAACCAGAACCGGAGCAUGUUUGGUUUAUUUAAUUUGAUUCGACUAGGACUUGUCCAAAUUCAACUUCGGUCCACUUUUUCUUCAUACUUAAUGUAAUUCGUGGGGUCGAAACUGAAUCGAAAUAUAUUUGAUCCAAUAUGCUUCGGUCCGAAUAUUAAUUGGUGCAAUUUAUUCUGGUAUAGACCGGAUUGUUACCCGCUAUAGUUGUAUGCAACAUGCACAACAUUUAGGUUUUCGGUUUAAUGGCAGGUAGCAGUCAUUAAUGUAACCAACACAACAAAAGUUGUUCUUUCUUAUGUAGAUACGAUAUAUGUAUACAGAUUUAUCAGCAAUCACGAAAUUAUGCUCGGUUAGAAGAUUUGUCCUCUUGUUCUCUAAUUCCUUUUUAUACAACCUAAAAGGCUAAAACUAAUAAAGUCAAACUUACCAUAUAUCCAUAUAUAUAUAAAAAAAAAAAUUAACAAGAACAUUCUUGUCACUCAAACCAACAAUAUUGUAUGUUAAUAAAGGGUCAAAGUCAAUUUAUAUGGAGUCUAGACCAAGUUACUAUAAUUGAACCAAGAUAAACAUAUUUAAUUGUCUCGGAUUAUUAAUAAAAUUAUGCAUUAUUGAGACGUUUCAUUGAAUUUAAACAAAAUUUCUGUCCUAAUCACAAUUAGUUCGAUCUCUAUUGAAAGCCUCCAUAUCCAAACCAAAUCUAUAUCCAAUUAAGCUACAUAUUGAUGAGAAGCCGACAAUAAAGAUACAAAAUUAAUUGAUUAUAAAACACUGUAAAUUAUUACUUGUAUUUGACAAUUAUAAUAUAGGUCAUUGUCAUCAUUACUCCAUUCUAGCCGUAGCCGUAGAAGCAGAGGUGUGGUGGCGGCGGCGGCGGGGGCGGUGACCGGUGAUGAUUCUGGUGGUGGAGCCACAAGUAGAGCAGGUGCGACAUCCCAUAAUUCUACUCUUUACCUUUCCUAUUGCAAUUUGAGAUUAUGAGAUUCUAGUUUUGAAUUCGGUUAGGGUUUUUGGCUCGGUAAAGUUCCAAAUAAGAGUGCUUUUUUUUUUUACACCAACGAGGCAAAAAUUGAUAUAAAGAUGCGUGCAUGGUAAAAAUCAGUUCGUUCAAUGACGCAAUUUGUUGGAAAGUUUAAAUACAAGUCUCAUAUCUCUUUUUUACAUUUCUUCAUC
This is a messenger RNA of Linum trigynum, 5365 nucleotides long. The record is from the annotation of a GenBank genome assembly. NCBI's taxonomy places the organism in Eukaryota, Viridiplantae, Streptophyta, Magnoliopsida, Malpighiales, Linaceae.